AUGUGCGCAGCACGAGGGAGUGCUUUGAUAUGUUUGCGGACUACUAGCUUUACUACAAGAGCUAUGUCAGGCCCAAAAGAAGUUGUGAAGGAGGCUGUGGUAAGCUACAUUACUUAUCCUUAAUAUUUGUACUUAAUGUCUACUUGAAAUACUACUUUAACUAAAAUUAUUUUGAAAGUUGAUUUAAAAUGAAUGUUCAGAGACGAAGAUUGUUACCGAACAGAAGGUUUCGUAUCCUGAUGACAGAAGACGAACGUGCAGCCAAGUUAACAGCCAUUCAAGCAGCUCAACAAGAAGUCGUGCCUCCAGGCAUUUUUGCAAAGUUUAAAUUUUAUUUCAAACGGUAUUGGUAUAUUGCAAUUCCCGUCUAUUCAGCAACAUGUGUAAUGUGGUUCUGCGGACUGUUUGUGGCUGUCAAAAGGUAAGUAAUUAUCUGGUCAUACUUGUGCGUUGUCUACUGUAAGGGUACAGCCAUAUUUUGAUUACAACUUUUACUUUUCAGUGGGAUAGAUGUCAUACAACUGCUUCAGACCUUGCACAUGCCAGAUUCGGUGAUAGAAAAGGUCAAAAGCAUCCCAGAAACAGCCGGGAAGCUCGUUAUCACCCUUUUAUUGUACAAAGUAAGUCAUUUCAAUUGUGAUGUGUACCUUUAUCUAAAUUUUCAUUGAAGUGUAAGCAUAUUACAUUACAUUUAUAGUUAGCUACGCCUCUUCGCUACGUGACUGGUCUAGUUGGUAUCCGAGUGGCGUUCGUGCUGCUUCGGAAGAUGGGGCUACUGAGGACGGCUCGUGAAGUUGAAUUCAGUGUCAGAACACGAUAUGCAGAUCUCAAUCGCCGGCGCAUCCAGGCAGCCGCUCAGUCUAUGGCCAGGAUAAAGAACAAAAAAGGAAAGUCAAACUCAACUUAA
Molecule: messenger RNA, 907 nt
Organism: Bursaphelenchus okinawaensis
Lineage: Eukaryota; Metazoa; Nematoda; Chromadorea; Rhabditida; Aphelenchoididae
Source: the annotation of a GenBank genome assembly